Globicephala melas (long-finned pilot whale) is the source of this 1321-nucleotide messenger RNA. It is a transcript of the gene CCL27, whose product is annotated as C-C motif chemokine ligand 27. Gene Ontology annotation, cellular component: extracellular region. Gene Ontology annotation, biological process: immune response. The record is from RefSeq and is a predicted model, not a curated record. NCBI's taxonomy places the organism in Eukaryota, Metazoa, Chordata, Mammalia, Artiodactyla, Delphinidae. Gene Ontology annotation, molecular function: chemokine activity.
AACUGAGCUCUUGAAUCUUAUGUCUCAAUAAGCCAGGGGCUGGAAACCCCAGGUCCCUGCUGGUAAGAGGCUGGCAUGUCUGGGACAGGACUAAGCAAAAACAGGAACGUAAGAUUGCUUGGGUCUCUUACCUGUUGGACAGCAGCAACCUGGCACCAAAGAACUUUUAUCUUCCCUCACCUGCCCUCCAUAUCCACCCCAUCCUUCCUCCCUAUCUCAUCUUCCUGGGGAAAGCAACCCACACCUCAGUAUCCCCAAGGCAACCCAUUACCACCAAAAAGGGCCUUCUCCCAGCUUCGCAGUCUGAAUGUGACUGGCCCAGGCAAGACUCCUCCUCAGUCAGAAGGGCCUGCUUUAGGGAGCCAUUCCCAUCAAUUUUUCCUAAUAAGACAAACAGGCUAGGGCAGGAAGCGGGCAGGGGGAAAUGAAGGCAAGUUGGUGCUGGCCUGCCAUCUGCUCCCAGCCCACCCACAACUCCCCCAUCAGAAUCUGGGUGUGCUAGUGUGACUGUGUGGUUGGACGAUUGUGAAAACACAACCGUGUGGGAGUGGAACUCUGAGUAUAACUGGGACUGUAUGAUUCCAUCCGGGGUUGUCUGACCAUGUGAGGUUGAUCGAGUGACUGAGGUGUGACUGUGAAUGUGUAACUAUGAGUAUGUGAGUGUUAUUGUCCAUCAUCGGAUGCCACUGUGGAUCCUUGGCCGCCCUUAGUUACUGUACCAUCAGUCCCCAUGUGCACAAUCCCCCUCCCCAGCUUCUCUGCCCAGGAUUUAGGAGCCCAUGGGAAAUUACUGUCCUAAAAGAGGAGGGGGUCUGUGGCACAGGGGUCUCUGGUAAUUAGGGCCCAGGAGUGUCACAGGAUGAGCAAUACAUCUUCACCUGCCGCUGACUCACCUGGUGCCCCAGGUAAAAGGCACCCAGAUAAAAGGUAGGGAAGGAGGCAGAGAAAGAAGGAAGUAUCCAGGCUGAGCAUCAUGAAGGGGCCCUCACCCACCAGCAGCCUCCUGCUGCUACUGUUGCUCCUAAGCCCAGACCCUGGAGGAGCAUUGCCACUGGCACCCAGCACUACAUCAUGCUGUACUCAGUUCUACCGACAGCCACUCUCAAGCAAACUACUGAGGAAGGUCAUCCGAGUGGAAUUUCAGGAAGCUGAUGGGGACUGUCACCUCCAGGCCUUCGUGUUUCACCUGUCUCCCAGCGUCUGCAUCCACCCCCAGAACCGCAGCCUGACUCUGUGAUUUGACUGCCAAGGGAAGAGGCUCCAGGGGACUCUGCAACUGAGUUUGGAGAUGAUAGGGAAAAUGGGCCGGGGCCCCCAGUAG